AUGUCUAUUGUGGGGCCCUUGGAAGACGCAGACUCUUCCCAAAUUCACUUGCUCAAAGAACAUAUUCCGCCUUACUCGUCAGCGACUUCGUACGUCAACCGUGAUAUUACAGAAGAACAAGAGCAUCUUGCAUACAUUGAGGAGUCGAACGCUGGCUUCAGGUCUACAAAACCAUCUGACAAUGGAUAUCAACUCGACGGCCCAUCUCGGGCGCCUUGUGCCACUGGUAUCACAAUCCGUAAGGCAUCACGCUACAAGCGAAACUCGAAAGGCAGAGAAUUAGCGAAAUUGAAUAAGAAAGAAAGCAUCCUAUGGGUCUGGAGACUGGAGCCGGUUCUGAUGUGUGUUGGGACUGGGUUCUUUGCUGCCAUUUGCUUAAUCUUAAACAAGUAUAACGGAGAAGAGCUACCAGAUUGGGACUUAAUGGGCCUUACCCUCAACACACUGAUAUCUAUCCUUGGAACGUUCUUUCGUGCCAUCGUGGCGCUAAUUACCUUCGAGAUCAUUGCGCAGCGCAAGUGGACUUGGCUCUCGCACGACAGCUUCAAACCCAGGCGGGACGUUGAGAUAUUUGACAGUGCCUCGCGAGGCAUGUUUGGAUGUCUGCGUCUAGUCCCUGUUAUUAUGAUUCGGGACCUCGUGGCACUGGGUGCUAUCGCCGUUGCAGUACUAACACUAGGCAUUGGCUCCUUUACUCAGCAGUCAAUCCAAACAUACCAAUGUCUUCGAGAGAUGCGGCCGGAAGAUGGAACAGCCACUAUAGCUGUCGCAAAUACCAUUCAGUUGGAAGACUUCACUACUCUCAUGGCUAAUUUGCAAUUGAACGUCAAGAUGAAAAUAGCGAUGAGCGACGCAAUGGUAUCACCAAAUGACGUCAGUUCGUUAUUCAACUACCCUUCUGGAAACUGCACCUUUGCGACUUACUCCGACUCUCAAGACAAUACAAAUCUUUUAUCACAUUCAAGUCUUGGUAUGUGCAGCAGAUGUAUCGAUCUAUAUAACCUGGUCCGACAUGAGAGACCCUCCGGACCCACACUCCCGAUCAAUUAUUCACUGCCCGUCGAGGUUGGUGGAGAGAGGAUGAGAAUUGCUCUUGGGGAUAUCCAGGAGUUGGAACACGGCACAUAUAUUAACGUUGCAACAGGAAUGAACCUAUCUUGGACCCACCAGGUUGCCACGCCUGACUUGCUGAACCGCGCACGUUGGUCUAUCGCAAAUAUUACCUUGCUAGGCAUAUCCGAAGACCAUUGCGGCAUCGGACCGGAUUCAAACAUAACCUGUCCAAAUACAUGUAGUGAGGAGUCUCGAGAGAAUCGGAGUUGCUUCGUGGAUUCAAGGCGACUCAAUGGACGGCCCACCGAUUAUGCAGCGGCCGCCUGCAUCAUAUAUCCCUGCAUAAGAUACUACCGCGCACAGUUUAGAGAUUCUAAACCAGAGGAGACGGUGGUUUGGGAUGUCCCUAUGAGGAAGCAGUGGUUGUACGGACCACUCUUGUCGGCAGGAUCUGGGCCCUUGAGAGCCGACUGGAAAGGUAUCAUGCAGCCAUGUCUGGUCAACGGCACCUUGUUCACAACAUUGAAUAUGUCCUCCCCAUCGCAUACCAUUCCUAACCCCAGGGAAUUGGUAUUCCACGCUAAGAAUUGGGCUUCUGAGUCUAUGAUCAGCUUGAGCAUUACUCGUGGUGUCGUCGCUGUUGCUGGUAUUGACCGUGGCGAGGGAUACGAACAGAAGGAAUGCCUGGAAGAGCUCGAUCCUUCCCUUUCUACUCAUGGAUCAUCCUGGCGUGGAGAUAAUGGGAUUGAGAGAUUUGGACAAGACUGCCGGUAG
Molecule: messenger RNA, 1827 nt
Organism: Fusarium coffeatum
Lineage: Eukaryota; Fungi; Ascomycota; Sordariomycetes; Hypocreales; Nectriaceae
Exons: 2
Coding region: 1-1827 (608 amino acids)
Source: RefSeq, a predicted model, not a curated record